Molecule: messenger RNA, 2343 nt
Organism: Lasiodiplodia theobromae
Lineage: Eukaryota; Fungi; Ascomycota; Dothideomycetes; Botryosphaeriales; Botryosphaeriaceae
Product: Xaa-pro dipeptidase
Exons: 6
Coding region: 1-2343 (780 amino acids)
Biological process (GO): (1->6)-beta-D-glucan biosynthetic process; cell wall biogenesis
Molecular function (GO): manganese ion binding; metalloaminopeptidase activity
Source: RefSeq, a predicted model, not a curated record
AUGAGGCUUGCUCGUUCCGCUCUCUGGGCCGCCUCCCUCAUCUCCUUCGCAAAUGCCGACGUGCUGUUUACGAGCGUCACCGGCGGCGAUUCGUUAACCGUCGGAGCUGGGCCCUCGUCUGUCACGGUCGAAUGGACCGACUCAGGCAGCGAACCCAAGAUCACCCAGCUGCAUAGUUAUGUACUGGAUCUAUGCGCCGGUACGAACGACAACUUUGUAUCGGUGAAGACGAUCACAUCCAAGGGUCUGUUUUGGUUUGGGAAUAUAGCCAAAGGCAUUAUAUUGCCGACGGAUGGCGGAGAUGCUGAGAAUGCAUACUUCUUCCGCAUCGUAUCUUCGACGAAAGACGGCCAGACUUACACGAGUUACUCCCCGCGCUUCACGCUGUACGGCAUGACAGGCAGCUUCCCGGAGCCCGUCCAGGAAGCUCUUGCCGCGAACCCCAUCAUCGACACGGACCCACCCGUUAUCGCCAUCUCCGACGAUGAGUCUGACACUGAGCUGAAGAAGAGACAAGGCGCGGCGCCCAUUGGUGCGGGUGUGGCGGCCACGGUGACAGCGGCUGGAGGCAGCUACACUAUACCAUACACAAUGCAGACGGGGUUGACCAAAUACGCACCCAUGCAGCGUGUUCCCAGCUCGAAGAUCACCAAGAGCGACCCAUCCCGGCAGUUUCCUACCAGCGCUUAUACCGCGUACACAACCUAUGCGAAGACACCAACGCAGGUGAUGACGGUGACACAGAGUGGAACCUUCACAAUCAGCAGCAAGGAGGCUACUCAGCUGCACGAGCUUCGCGCCAACCAACGCCUCGCUCCUCAUCGCAGCUUCUCUAGCACCACCCAAAAUCCCGACCAACAGCGCGGCGCCGAUCUCGUCCGCCGCCGACAGCUGCUCAAUCGGGUCAGAGAGUACCAGCUCACCAGAGGGAAGAACACGAAGACAAUCGACGAAAUGUCCAUCAACAAGCCCAACGUGAGAGAGGUGCUGAAGGGCAAGUACCCUGCCAAGACGCACGCCAGGAAGGUCAAGGAAUGGAUUGUCGCGAAUGGAGGCGAUGCCGAGGGUGUAGUUUAUCUGGAAGGACAGAAGACAAAGAUGAACGAGGACAACGACCAGGAACAGCCAUUCCGCCAGCGGCGGUAUUUCUUCUACCUGACGGGAUGCAACCUUCCGGAUUGCUAUGUCGCAUUCGACAUGAAGACGGAAAAGAGCACGCUGUUCAUCCCGCCGAUUGAUCCCGACGAGGUCAUCUGGUCGGGUCUGCCGCUCAGCCCGGAGGAAGCGCUUCAGAAGUACGAAAUUGACGACUGCAAGCCUUCGACCGAGAUCAAUGCGUACCUCUCCAGUGCUUCCACGCCCAAGUCCACUAUUUACGCAAUCAGCGGUCAGAUCUCAGACGAGACGACUUUCCUCGCGUUUAACAACAAGAAUUUCGACCUUCUCAAGACUGCCGUCGAAGAAUGCCGCGUUAUCAAGACGCCGUAUGAAAUCGCGCUCAUCACCCACGCCAACAACGUCUCGACCGCUGCUCACACGGCUGUCAUGGCGGCUGCGAAGUCGGCGACGAAUGAGCGCGAACUGGAAGCCAUUUUCUUGAAGAGCUGUAUCGAGCGGGGCUGCCGUAACCAGGCGUACGGCUCCAUCAUGGCCAGCGGUACGGCCGCAGCUACGCUUCAUUACGUAGCCAACGACCAGCCACUCGCUGGCAAGUUGAACCUUCUGGUGGAUGCUGGUGCGGAGAAGGAUUGCUAUGCUUCCGACAUUACCCGCACGUUCCCCAUCAGCGGCAAAUUCUCCCCAGAAAGUCGCGCUAUCUAUGAGAUCGUCUUGCGCAUGCAGAAGGAGGCCAUCGAGAGCCUGAAGGCCGGUGUGAGCUGGGAUGAGGUGCACUCGCAGGCUCACCGCACGGCCAUUUCCGGAUUGCUGGACCUGGGCAUCCUGAAGGGCGACGCCAAAGCUAUUUUCGAUGCUCGGACAUCUGUAGCAUUCUUCCCGCACGGCCUGGGACACUACCUUGGCAUGGAUACACAUGACUGCGGUGGUCACCCCAACUACGCGGAUAAGGACCCAAUGUUCCGCUACCUCCGCAAGCGUGGCACGCUACCAGCUGGAUCUGUGAUCACCGUUGAGCCCGGCAUCUAUUUCUGCAGGUUCAUCAUCGAGCCCUACCUCAAGGACGAGAAGCACAAGGGCUUCAUUGAUGAGAAGGUGCUGGAGAAGUAUUGGGAGGUUGGGGGCGUCAGGAUCGAGGACAACAUCUUGAUCACGGAGAGUGGCUAUGAGAAUUUGACCGAGACGCCAAAGGAGACGGCGGAUGUUGAGACGGUUGUGGCGGCUUGA